AUGGAAAGGCUUAGAAUGCUGGAAAUGAUUACGCAGCCGUCAGACACUCGUUCACAGGAAAUUACGUCGCGACCACCGGUUCUUCCAAAUCAUCAGCUCGUCUUUUUCCACCUCAAUGAAUCUCAGCAUCUCCCAAACCACUUUUUCGUUUUGAUGAUGACAGUUCCAAAGGACUACAGUUUCGGAAACGUCCCAGCUGAUCCACUGGACGAGAGGUUGGCUAGCACACCCUCAAUGAACAAGACUACAACUAUUGGUGGUGAUAUUAUAGGCGACGACAUUGGCCAUCGUAGCUGCACCAAAAGACGACCGACCGGAAUACGAUCGAAUAAAGCCGCCACGCCGAAUUGUGAUGGAACAAAUGUAAUUGCACGAUUAGAUGCCGAUCUACAAUCGUUUGCAGCAAAAAACUUAUUGUCGAGUGCUUGCCAUAUGAAAGCGCUGAUCAAGAGAUAUUGUAAGGAGAUAAUUCCGAGCAGGUCAAAUGACAGGAGAGUGAAUUUCCGCAAAGUCGUGUUUAUGGUGAGUGGUCAUGGGAGAAAGGGUGGAAAG
Paraglomus occultum is the source of this 552-nucleotide messenger RNA. Lineage: Eukaryota; Fungi; Glomeromycota; Glomeromycetes; Paraglomerales; Paraglomeraceae. The record is from the annotation of a GenBank genome assembly.